GAUUAUUGCCAUGUGUGGAGAUUAUUAUGUUGGUGGACGUCGCUUUGCUUCACUCUCGGAUCUAAUUGGUUAUUACAGUCAUAUGUCUUGUUUGUUGAAGGGGGAAAAAUUGUUCUUUCCAGUAGCACCUCCAGAGCCUGUGGAGGAUAGAAGGAGAGUUCGAGCAAUUCUUCCUUACACCAAAGUGCCAGAAACUGAUGAAAUAAGUUUCCUUAAAGGUGAUAUGUUUAUUGUUCAUAAUGAAUUGGAAGAUGGCUGGAUGUGGGUUACAAACCUACGGACAGAUGAACAAGGUCUUAUAGUAGAAGACCUGGUAGAGGAAGUGGGAAGAGAAGAAGAUCCACAUGAAGGCAAAAUAUGGUUCCAUGGGAAGAUCUCCAAACAAGAAGCUUACAAUUUGCUGAUGACAGUUGGUCAGGUGUGCAGUUUCCUUGUGAGGCCUUCAGAUAAUACACCUGGUGAUUAUUCACUUUAUUUUCGGACCAGUGAAAAUAUUCAACGUUUUAAAAUAUGUCCAACAUCAAGCAAUCAGUUUUUGAUGGGAGGCCGAUAUUAUAAUAG
This is a messenger RNA of Acanthisitta chloris (rifleman), 561 nucleotides long. Its product is annotated as ras GTPase-activating protein 1-like. Gene Ontology annotation, molecular function: protein binding. The annotation marks the transcript as partial. NCBI's taxonomy places the organism in Eukaryota, Metazoa, Chordata, Aves, Passeriformes, Acanthisittidae. The record is from RefSeq and is a predicted model, not a curated record. The transcript is spliced from 6 exons.